GCAUCUUCGGUUCGCACACGGAAGCACAACCGGAUUUGAUGCAAAACCUCCAACCUGUCACCGUAGAUCCGUCUGAAAGGAUUGUGUCGUUGGCCCAAAGAAGAUUAAAUCGAUUCGGCUUUUGUGUUUCAGUGUUUCAGCGCAGACACGAUGAAGACGGCUUUCGUGGCGCUCGCCAUAUUUCUGUGUGGAGCACUGCCAUCUAAGUCUGAUGGUGACACAACUGGAAAAAAUCCGACAACGCAGUUUGUUAUUAAUGCCAAUCAGUCAGCAGCAUUUAUUACAGAUGCUAAAAACCAAACAGCAGAGAAUGUAAAGGCGGAUGAAACUCUGGGGAAGUCUUCAGUAAUGUCAAAUACCACAGAAUCAAGUCAGAUCAAAACAAACAAACCGGAAGAGAAAAAGCUCAAGCUAACUACACCAGCACAUGAGGCGGCAAAUGUAAACAAAAACAAAAAUGUAACAACACCUGCAGAGUCUGGAACCAAAGGCAAGGACCAAGUGGUGGCAAAGGCCACCAAGAAGGACGAUCCAGAGGACGAUCCAGAGGACGAUCCAGAGGACGAUCCAGAGGACGAUCCAGAGGACGAUCCAGAGGACAUCACCAAGGGAACAACUCAAUCAGAGAAUAAAAAAACAGACGUAGAGAACGACAAAAAACAAAGCGGCACUGUUAAACUGAAUGACGCUGGUAUAAAUGACGAGGAAGAAAGCAGUCAUUUCUUUGCCUACCUGGUGUCGUCGGCUGUGCUGGUAGCAGUGCUUUACAUCGCCUACCACAACAAGCGCAAGAUAAUUGCCUUCUUUUUGGAAGGAAAGAAAUCCAGAUCCGCACGGCGCCCCAAAUCCGCAGAAUAUCAGAAGCUGGAACAGCAUAUGUAAUCUGAUAUCGUCCUCUUGAAGCUGAAUGAAUCAAGCUUCUGAAUACACCGGGUUGUUGUGGGGAAAAGAGUAAAUGGACACUGUCGUCGGGUAUCUUCCUGAUCUACUCUGCAUUGAUUUCACCUUUCGUUGAUUGGACAUUCUUCUAUUUCAUACCUUUUUUUUAGAUGCUUAUCGUAGGACUAUGCAGCCGACAGAGAUGCCUUUACAGAGGAAAAUAUUGAAAUGCAUUCAAGGUAAAAUAAGCAUGCAAUUUUUGCACUUUGUGUCGUUUUUCCACUUGUAAGGUAAUCUUGUAAUUUGACCUGACUAAGGUCCUGACUCAGGAUGUUUCAGUAGCAGAUGAUGAAUGAUUCCAGAACACCAUUGAUUGCACUGCACUAAUAUAAGCCAUCUGUUUUUUUGUAAAAUAUUGUGUACAAUUUCUUUAAGUUUGUUUAAAAUGUCUUUUUAUAGAACCCGUAUCAAAGAUUUGGAUGUGCUAGUGUACUACAAUGGGAUCUCUGCUCAUAAUCACAACUAUGUGAAUGUAGUGACCUUCGUUUUCCAAAUGAGAUGCUAGAAAAGCCACUUAAACAUAUAAAUGUGUGUAAAGUUUUAUGAAAUGCGCUGAUCGGCUUUCUUUCAGAAAAUUAGAUCAGAUCAAUACCACUAAUAAUUCUGCUGAAAAUUACCAUAAAAGGUCAACGUAAGGGACCAUUUGUGCGUGUCGGUGCACCGACCUUUUUACCCUCAGCACCGCUGCUCAGCACUGCCCCCUUAAGGCAGAGGCUGCUCAUUACGCCGUUAAGUUUGGUGUCUUUGUUGCUGAAGCAUAGGACCCCCCCCCCCCCCCCCCCUCUUUUUCAUCGUCGACAAUAGAAAUGCUCCCAAUCUCCUGUUUAGAACCUUAAGGCUACAGCGAGCUGCCUACAAAAAGUACUCAAAGUGAGCAAACGGCUAGAGUGACUCAGUCCAAAUGCUACAGAUGCCUCCAAACGGCACCUUUUUUUUAAAGAUCACACUCUCUCUCCCCAUCUAACUCUUUGGAAGAAUGAAUAUAAGUAUAUCUGCUGUCAAGGCGUUGGUUUCAUGUGCAAAGGCCUCCUAAUUUAUCCAGUUUAAAUGUUCUUUGAGCUGUGGCAUUAAAAUGUUGUUUAUCUAAA
Gasterosteus aculeatus aculeatus (three-spined stickleback) is the source of this 2027-nucleotide messenger RNA. RefSeq names its product trans-golgi network protein 2 (gene tgoln2). The record is from RefSeq and is a predicted model, not a curated record. Lineage: Eukaryota; Metazoa; Chordata; Actinopteri; Perciformes; Gasterosteidae.